CGCUCCUCCUAGCAAUAUUUCCUACACUUAUCCAUUGCAUUGAGUAUAUCGGAGUGCUGCUUCAUACUCUCCACGCUCAACCUUGCACUUACAAGGCACCAUUGUAUGUUCCGUGCUGCACUCCCCAGGCGGAACCCUAUCCCCGCAUUAUUUCGGUACUAUAGUAGAUCCGCCAAGAUGUCAUUGAAGGCCAUCUCAUCAAAAGAUGCCGCAUCUCUUGAUAAAGACCUCAUGGAAAUAGGUGGCUGGUCAUUGGACCAGUUAAUGGAACUAGCGGGCCUCUCUGUCUCUCAAGCAGUCUACCGCAUUCAUCCACCAAGCUCGGGUAAGGAUGUUUUGGUUAUCUGUGGCCCAGGAAACAACGGAGGCGAUGGCCUAGUAGCCGCACGCCAUCUAGCUCACUAUGGGUACAAACCCUCAGUUUACUAUCCAAAGCAGGGCAAGAAUGAGCUCUACCAGCGUCUCAAAACGCAACUCGAGAACCUCUCCGUCCCAUUCAUCUCCGACCUCCCCGUAGCCAUCAAAUCCGCCGACUUCCUCGUCGACGCCAUCUUCGGCUUCUCAUUCGGCGGACCCCUCCGCGAACCCUUCCCAACCAUCAUCUCCCAAAUCGAAACAGCCAGUAUCCCCGUUCUGAGCGUCGAUGCGCCCAGUUCCUGGGACAUUGAGAGCGGGCCACCCAAGGAAGGCCCGGGAUCGAAGUUCAUGCCGGAGGCGCUCAUUAGUCUGACUGCGCCGAAGCCAUGCGUGAAGUAUUACAAGGGACGGCAUUUCCUGGGUGGACGGUUCCUGACGAAGAGUAUUGCGGAUAAAUAUAAAUUGGAUCUGCCGGAGUAUCCGGGUAUCGAGCAGAUUGUCGAGGUGGGGGUGGAUGCUGAGGGAAAGCUUUGAAGGCUGGAGCGGGUGAUUCAUGAAUAAAUUGGCCUAUCUGCAAGGCUUAGGUACAUAGUAGAUGAAGGUCAGAAUAAUAGUGAGUUUAC
Aspergillus neoniger CBS 115656 is the source of this 980-nucleotide messenger RNA. Its product is annotated as NADHX epimerase. The transcript has 5 exons. Gene Ontology annotation, molecular function: NAD(P)HX epimerase activity. Gene Ontology annotation, cellular component: mitochondrion. The record is from RefSeq and is a predicted model, not a curated record. Lineage: Eukaryota; Fungi; Ascomycota; Eurotiomycetes; Eurotiales; Aspergillaceae. The coding region runs from base 178 to 891 and encodes 237 amino acids.